Messenger RNA from Pelecanus crispus (Dalmatian pelican), 940 nucleotides. Its product is annotated as short chain dehydrogenase/reductase family 16C member 5. The record is from RefSeq and is a predicted model, not a curated record. Lineage: Eukaryota; Metazoa; Chordata; Aves; Pelecaniformes; Pelecanidae. Gene Ontology annotation, cellular component: lipid droplet. Gene Ontology annotation, molecular function: oxidoreductase activity, acting on the CH-OH group of donors, NAD or NADP as acceptor.
UAUCUGAAGAAAUAGCCUCAAGAUGAACUUCUUCCUGGAAACACUCCAAGUCUUCGGACUUUCUGUUUAUUACAUAUUGGAGUCGCUAGUGUUCUUGGUUGUGCCUAGACGGAAGAAGAAUGUUAGUGGUGAAAUAGUAUUAAUAACAGGAGCGGGAAGUGGCAUUGGAAGACUCUUAUCUUUAAAGUUUGCCAGCCUUGGAGCCACAGUGGUUCUCUGGGACAUUAAUCAAGAGGGGCUCAAGGAGACGAGUAGAUUGGCCAGAGAAAAUGGAGCAGGGAGAGUACACUGUUACAUCUGUGACUGUAGCAAAAGGCAGGACAUCUACAGAGUAGCUGAUCAGGUUAAAAAAGAAGUUGGCGAUGUUAGCAUCCUCAUCAACAACGCUGGUAUUGUAACUGGGAAGAAGUUUGUUGAUUCUCCAGAUUCACUUAUGGAAAAAACCAUGGAAGUGAACAUAAUGGCACACUUCUGGACUUACAGAGCCUUUCUCCCAGCAAUGAUGGCCUCUAACCAUGGGCACUUGGUUAGCAUUGCAAGUCUGGCAGGACUGUCUGGAUUCAGUCAUCUUACAGAUUACUGUGCAAGUAAAUUUGCAGCAGUUGGUUUUGCAGAGGCUGUUGAUGCAGAGAUGAGAGGUCUGGAAAAGACUGGUGUUAAAACGACAAUUGUGUGUCCUUCCUUCAUAAACACAGGAAUGUUUGAUGGCUGUAGAACCAAGUGGCCAAGGCUGUUGCCCAUUCUGGAGCCAGAGUAUGUGGCUGAGAAGAUAAUCACUGCUAUUCGUCAGGAUCAAAAAAUGUUGUUGCUACCACGCUGUCCUUAUUUGCUUUACGCUUUGAGAAAUAUUGUACCAGCGAAAGUACAGGCUCUCUUAGAGGUCUAUCUUGGAGUCCUCCAUAACAUGGAUAGCUUCAAAGGUCAAGCAAAGAAGGACUGA